UUUGAACGCAACACCAGCAUCGAUUAUAUCGAUUGCGCUCACACGGCACGGAGCUCGCUGGUAACAACAGCAUCACACACACAGGAGCGCUUGUGAGUGAAAACCACCGCAGAGAUGACAAUUAAAAACGCUCUCCGGGAUUAUGGACAGAGGUACCGACCGCGGAUGGCUUGUCUCAGAAAGGCAGAGAAGGUGCUGCUGGAGAUGCAGGACCCCUGCACAGGGGUGAAGUCGCAGCCUCAGAGACUCGUUAUCACCAUCAUACCCCAUGCUAUCACUGGUGAAGAUAUAAUUGCAUGGUUGGCUGACAGAUUUCAAAUAGAUCCUCAAGAGGCCAGCAGCUUUGGCUCCAUGCUGGUGGCCCUGGGAUACAUCUACCCUUUGCAAGACCACAAGCGAUUAGUGAUCAAACCAGACACCUCCCUGUAUCGCUUCCAGACGCCAUAUUUCUGGCCCACUCAGCAGUGGCCCGUUGAAGAUACAGAUUAUGCAAUCUACUUAGCAAAGAGAAACAUCCGUAAGAAAGGAAUCCUGGAGCUUCACGAGCAGGAGCAAUACAACCAUCUUCACAAGUGGAUGAACCACAAGUGGGAUUUCAUCGUCAUGCAAGCUAAAGAACAGUACAGAGCUGCAAAAGAGAGGAAGAAGCCGGACCGUGUGGUGUUUGACUGCCAGGAGAGAGCCUACUGGGUGGUUCACAGACCUCCGCCGGGGACGGUGAGCGCCAUGGACUACGGGCUGGCUCGAAGGACAGAUCCUAAUGCACACGAGACCCAAACGCCCGACGACUACGAGAGAAUUAUGAUCUUCACCCAGCAGUCCAUCAUGAGACCCAGAGUGAAGUCAUCUGUGUCCAUCGGCGCACUGGUGAAGUACUGCGCCACCUACAGUGGUCACGACCCGUUUCUCUCCAAGUGCCUCCCCAGCAACCCCUGGCUCACUGACGACACCACGUUCUGGACCCUGAACAUGCCCAACGUGGAAGUACCCACCAAGAUGCGUGUGGAGCGGUGGACGUUCAGCUUUAAAGAGCUGCUCUCGGACCCUCGAGGACGAGACGAUUUCCGACUCUUCCUGAAGAAAGAAUUCAGCGGAGAGAACUUGGCGUUCUGGGAAGGCUGUGAAGAUCUGAAGUGGGGCACUGCUGUGGCGAUGAAAGAGAAAGCAGAGCAGAUCUACAAGACAUUUCUGGCACGCGGCGCCCCGCGUUGGAUCAACAUCGACGGAAAAACAAUGGAAAUCACAGUGAAGGGGCUGAAGCACCCACACAGAUACGUUUUGGAUGCAGCCCAAACUCACAUAUACAUGCUAAUGAAGAAGGACUCAUAUGGGCGGUACCUAAAAUCUCCAGUUUUUAAGGAAACCUUAAAGAAAGCCGUCAAUCCUGAAGAGCACAAAUUCAAUGAAGUCCAGUUGGAGCAGAACGCCAGGAACAGACGGCCCAGUCUCAGUCCCAUCAUCAUCCGACAGCAGGAGCAGGAGCAAAGGGCCAAGAUGGCCGCCAGUGCCCCCGUUGACAUUACACAGGUCAUGAGCAAACUCAGCAAGCAGGGCAAGGAGAUGGGUCCACGCCAUUCCAAGUGAAAACACCUCCCAGUUCGGCGACAAACAGGAUUAGCAUUUGAAUUAUUCAUGUUUUUUUUUUUUUUUUUUUUACUUUCACAGAGGAUUAGUUUUAGAUUAAAAGCUGUUUUUACUUUAAUAAUAUUCAUUUUGGUCUCACAUUGCUGCGUAAAAUACUCAUUUAGAAAUGGAAAUGUGUGAUAGUGAAGCUUUAACUUUUGGAGACUAGAUUUCAUGUGAAAUAUCUUCAAAAUAUGAAAUAUUAAAUUAGACAAAAACUUGAAUAAAAUAGAAAUAGUUAUAUAUUUUGUUUUUGUUAAGCCUCUUUAUCAGUCAGGCAUAUUUAACUUAGGAACACUGAAAAUGUUUUCUGUUGAGCAAACCUGUUUUCACAAAACUGAGAAGUAAGGAUAGCACUUUUUUGUGUGUGGUGUUUGGUCAAUAGCGGUGCACCAUGAAUGUCUGACAUGAGGCCCUUCAGAAAAAAAAGAUAACACUUGCUAAAUUACAGUUGAAUUAUGAUGAGUAAUUACAGGCAGAGGACCAAAGUCUGAUGUCUUAUCAGUGGAAGCUGCCAUUGUUUCUCACAUUGUGUGUUCUAUGUCGGGGGUUCCCAAAGU
Molecule: messenger RNA, 2183 nt
Organism: Fundulus heteroclitus (mummichog)
Lineage: Eukaryota; Metazoa; Chordata; Actinopteri; Cyprinodontiformes; Fundulidae
Product: regulator of G-protein signaling 9
Exons: 17
Coding region: 115-1584 (489 amino acids)
Biological process (GO): intracellular signal transduction; G protein-coupled receptor signaling pathway; regulation of G protein-coupled receptor signaling pathway
Source: RefSeq, a predicted model, not a curated record